AGAAACUGGUCAAAAUGCUGGCCAAGAAGUAUGAUGCCUUUUUGGCCUCUGAAUCCCUGAUCAAGCAGAUCCCAAGAAUCCUAGGUCCAGGGUUGAAUAAGGCUGGCAAGUUCCCUUCUCUGCUGACCCACAAUGAGAACAUGGUGGCAAAAGUAGACGAGGUGAAGUCCACCAUCAAAUUCCAGAUGAAAAAGGUCCUGUGUCUGGCAGUGGCUGUUGGCCAUGUGAAGAUGACAGAUGAAGAACUUGUUUACAACAUCCACCUGGCUGUCAACUUUCUGGUUUCAUUGCUAAAGAAGAAUUGGCAGAAUGUUCGGGCUUUGUAUAUCAAGAGCACCAUGGGCAAGCCCCAGUGUCUGUCCUAA
Molecule: messenger RNA, 365 nt
Organism: Elephantulus edwardii (Cape elephant shrew)
Lineage: Eukaryota; Metazoa; Chordata; Mammalia; Macroscelidea; Macroscelididae
Product: 60S ribosomal protein L10a-like
Exons: 1
Coding region: 15-365 (116 amino acids)
Source: RefSeq, a predicted model, not a curated record